This is a messenger RNA of Guyanagaster necrorhizus, 3025 nucleotides long. RefSeq lists its product as uncharacterized. The transcript has 3 exons. The record is from RefSeq and is a predicted model, not a curated record. NCBI's taxonomy places the organism in Eukaryota, Fungi, Basidiomycota, Agaricomycetes, Agaricales, Physalacriaceae. Bases 196 to 2865 code for a protein of 889 amino acids.
CUUCCUCUCUUACCAUCUUGACCGUACUCUAUCUCAUCAAUAUCUGCCGCGCAGAGGUGCAGCAGCAGCAACGUGUAUCAGGUCAGAUUGCGACCUGCAGGAGGAAUCACAGCCUCAAGGAGCUAGAUUAUCUUAUAUUUCAUCGGAAGACCGCACUCUUCAUCAUAGUUUUUUCGUUUCGCCCUUUCGUUUCGCAUGUCGAGGCCUGGAGGGCGACGUGAUCACUCUGUCUCGCUCUCUACGACGGCCACGAUCACCGUGACGGCGAUGGAUACGUCCACAACGACAACGACGGCAACAACUGCUGCCACCACUUCUUCACUACCCUUGACAGCAGAAUUUUCUUUCAAGGCGCCGUUCCCAGCUUCAUCUACGUCAACCUUUCACGUUUCACCACUGAAGCAUCGCAGGACCUCAUUGGCGCUGCCUUCAUCUCCUAAACUCGUGCCAGCAUUUAGCUUCCGUGAUGAUACGAGCCUCGAAUCUCAUGUCGCUGAGACCUGUCUCGUUCCAGAGAAACGUGGCAAGCUGAGGAAGAUAUCGGCGGAUGCGGAGAGUGAUGACUGGCAGCAGGCGACGGAGAAGAAGCUGAGGAAGAAAUGGUCUGCAGAGGAAACGCAGAUGCUUGUUGACGGGUGCAACAAGCAUGGUGUUGGGAACUGGAAGGCAAUUCUGAGUGAUCCUGACCUCAAAUUUGAUAACCGUUCCCCAGUUGACCUUAAAGACCGAUUUCGUACAUACUUUCCUGAUGCCUAUAAACAGCACUACCCCAAUGCGCGCACACAUCUUUCUAGCAAAGUUCGCUCUACUCUCCCCGAUGGCUCCUCUCUCUUUGAGAAAACGCGCAGUAAAAAGCGGCGGCCUUUCACUGAGGAAGAGGACCGCGCUCUCAAGGCUGGCUACGAGAAGCACGGCACGAUCUGGGCAACUAUUGUGAAAGAUCCCAUCUUUCAAGAGCAGAAUCGCCGGUCAACAGACUUGAGAGACCGCUUUCGGAAUGCGUUCCCGGAGCUGUACAUGGCCGCUGGCUACAAACCGCGCAAUGCAGCAAAGAAGAAGGGUGCAGACAGCUCAAAGGUUCUCAUUCGAGCUGCGACGGAUGACCAGCUUUCCAUGUCGACGUCGGGUCCCAGUAUGCACCGGCGAAAGAGGAGGAACACCAGUCAAGGACUACUUCGAGGAGGGACGAAGAGUGUCCCCCAGAGUACGGCCCCUUCUGAGGAUGAGGCUAGUUCCGGUGGGGAAGAGGAUGAUCCAGUUGUAAAACCAUUCAAGCCCAUUGGAACGUCCGUCAUGACUAUCAAGAAGGCCGCUUCGACUGUUCCUUCGACCAAUCUUCUUCCUGAUGAUGAUGAUAUGGAGUUGAUUCCCUUCGACCCUCUCCCUGAUACAUUCACUGCCCUUGCGAACUCAUCUCAAUCAGAGAUUGACUCCCAGUCCCAGGCCUGGUCUUCAGGACUCGAUACUCCUGUUCACUCUUCACACCAUGCCUGGACAGGGUCCCCAACGUCGUCCCAUAUGUCUGAUUAUCUUUUGAGUUCCUCUCAUUCUUCGCCCUUCCAACACCGUAGGAACGAAGCGGUAGUAGGUGGCAUUGGCAUGAUUGGGAAAAGCGCUUGGGGAACACAAGAUUGGUUCUCAGCGAAUCCGCGUAUGGAUUCUAGCGGGAGUGGAACAUCAUCUUCAUCUUAUCUUGAGAACAGCUUCUCGCCUUCAUCACCGUUCUCCUUUAAUCAUCUCAACUAUGGAGUAGUGGAUCGAUAUGAUCUUGUACCUACUUCAUUCUCCCAGGAUUUCAAUUCCGAGGUCGGGUCAUCAUCAUUGUCUGAUGAGGUGUAUCCACCCCGAAGAGAAUAUCAUUCGGAUUACGCUGGAGAUCUCAUUUUCAGUACGCGAACACAAUCGCAAUCCUCGUACGAUUCUUCUUCAUUCACUUUCGGGCUUGGGCUCUCUGGUAUAACCCAGUCAACUGGUAUACACCCUAUGCAACUCCAUACGCCGGCCUUACCGGGGAUUGAUGAGAUCGAGCUCACGGGCAUAUCGCUAACCGACCAACCCGACAGUCUUCCUAUGGAAGAUUCACUUCUACCGCCCGACGUCGCCAUGUCUCCCGAACCAAAGGACGAAGACGCCUCAUCAUUCCUAAUGGAACAGCGAUUCAGCCUGGAUGAUCUUGUUGAUCUUUCUCGUGAGCUGCACACGACCCCACCCGGAACCCCUCAGACACGCUCGCGACACCGAUCAACCAUCAAUCAGUUUGGGGUCCACGGCCGAUCGAUAUCUGUACCACCAUCCGAGCGCAUGACUGUCCAUAAUCACUUGUCGGCCCGUCCCGCCCAAGUUCAUACCAACCCGCAGCCCGAAUUACGUCCAUUUUCCCCCUUCGCCACGGGCCACCAAUUCACUGCCUCUUCCCCAUUACCUGCGCCUCCUGCACCCCAGUCGUUUUCCUCCCUGUUCCCCUCUUCUAGCUCGUCCUCCGUGAAUCAGGACAUCUCGCGAACAGCGAACGACAUCUACGACUUACCGUUCCUUGAUUUGCAUUACCAUUAUAAUACGCAGGGAUUAGACGCAUCUGAUCAUAUGGAGUCGCAGAACCAGAAUCAGGCGUUGGACUUGGCCCAAUCGGUGGCUUCGUCGACGGCAAAGAAUCAGACACAGCACCCGACUACCCCGUUGACGGUGAAGAAGGUGUUGAGCAAUGAAAGUGUUCCACAGGCUCUUGAAGGACUCGAAAAGGUCAAGAGUUCUGUGGAGCCUAGGCAUCACCGUGGACACAGCGCUGUGGUUUGUCCGCAGGAUCUGGUGCUGAAGAGCGAAACCAACAAGCGCAAGCGGUCGAGUUGGGAUGGGGCGCAUUCUUAGGAUGCAUUUCUCUUUUUCGCGAACUUUUAUUUGGCAUUUUCAUUAUUCGUUUUGUGCAUAGUUAUCAUCUCAUCAUUAUCAGACCGUCUCGUAGCAUACAUUACUUUUUUUGUUCUUCAAUGGAUCUCACAAUGCAAUGGAUAGGAAUGUUAGACUGACG